AUGUUGUACACCCCACCUGACCUGGACGGGAGCCCCGGAAGUCCGCACACUGGUAGCCAUGACGAUGCCGACGAGCAGUUUGCAUUCGACCCUUUGGUCGGUGGAUGCUACGGAUCUCAGACCAAGGAUGCUUCGCUUGAGCGAAGCAUGGGAUCCCUUCAGGUUCGCGACCGUGAGACUUCGCACUCGCAACUGGCCGUGGUCGAGGUGGCCAAGCAGGUAGUUGAAAUGAAGCGACUGGAGGCUUCCACAGCGGUGGAGCUCGAGCGGCUGAAGCAGAGCGGUGCGACGGAAAGGACGCGGCUUUUGGAGGAGGGCCGGACACAGCGCAGUGCUUGUGUCGCAGCCGUGAUGAAGCGCGUCAUGGAAGAGCACCAUCAAACAGAACGACAGAAGAUCGAGAGCACGGCACAAGUGCAGCAGGCUACCAUUGCUGCGCGUGUGUCAGAGGCCGAGGCGCAAGCAAACACGCCCGCCCGCCCCAUGAGCCACUGGUUGCUCCUGUGGCUGUGUUUGGGACAGUCGCGAAGGGUGCGGAAGGUGGGGUUCCCUGUUCUGCGUGUUGCCGGCUUUCUACUGGUUCUGCGGGGUAUCUGGAGCUCAGGGUUCAAAAGCACGCCGGUCACCCUGUUACAGCGAGCGUGGCGGGCGGUCAGCACGUCUCUUCAGCAGCAGCUGCGAGAUCAGCUACAGCCGCUGCAGCUUUCAGAGCGAGAUCGGCUCCCGGAGCUACCAGAGCUGCCAAGCUUGGCAAGCGCGAGCAAUGCGAGCAGUACAACCUCAGGUCAUAAUCUCAACACAUUUCACAAGGAGCUGGAGGACCUGGGUCUCGCAGGCUACUUGGAGGAGCUGCCGCAAGUGGCUGCAAGUGGCUGCAAGUGGCUGCAAGGCAUGCAAGGCGAGUUCUAA
Messenger RNA from Symbiodinium sp. CCMP2592, 909 nucleotides. NCBI's taxonomy places the organism in Eukaryota, Dinophyceae, Suessiales, Symbiodiniaceae. The record is from the annotation of a GenBank genome assembly.